This is a messenger RNA of Stylophora pistillata, 1564 nucleotides long. RefSeq names its product von Willebrand factor A domain-containing protein 2. NCBI's taxonomy places the organism in Eukaryota, Metazoa, Cnidaria, Anthozoa, Scleractinia, Pocilloporidae. The record is from RefSeq and is a predicted model, not a curated record.
GACAAACUGAGACGAUAGUCCAUAAUACACGCGACUUGUAAACUGUGAAAAGGAGAAGUAGAGAGGUUGGAAAAUUUCAAGUUCCAUCGAUGACAAACUUAACGUGGAGGAUAUUGUUGAUCGUCACCAUAGGGCUCACUGGCCAAGGAAAUAUUUGGCAGACAAAGAAAAAUGUUUAUGAAAGUUUUCAGAAGAUCCCACCGACACAGGAAACCAAGGAAUACCUCAUGAAAUAUUUUCUGGAUCGUCUGGACUACACAAGAGGAAAGCGAUUCACUCCAUAUCACGACAUUAUUUUUAUUCUUGACUCGUCCGAGUCCCUCUCCAUGGAAAACUUUAAUCUCAGUGUUGUAAUAGCACAGAGGUUGGUGUCGAGGUUCGAUCCUGACACACAAUUUGCAGCAGUAGUAUUUGGAGCCAAUGCCACCAUCAGCUUCAAUUUUCAUUUUGCCAGGGUAGCAGUUGAGAGCCUCGGUAAAGUGGGAUAUCAAGGGGGAAAGAGAAACACCUUAGAUGCAUUACAAGCCGCACAAAAUAUGCUCUUACUCAACCGCAGAUCAGGAGUGCGCGACGGCAGUCGUAAAAGAGUGCUUCUUGUGACCACAGGGCCGUGUGCGCGCAAUCUUAAUGAGGCGAUCACACUUCAGAGGUUGAUUUGGGCAGCGAUGCAAAUUAAAAGCCUGGGAGCUGAAGUGUUUGUUGCUGCUGUCGGUGACAGAAUUCCCAGAAUUGAAGAACUGCUUUUAAUUCCAAGUUCUACCGACGUGCAUUUCUAUCGUGUUGCCAGUAUGACGGCAUUUAAGAGUUUAGUGGAUGAGAUUCCUGUCCAUAUCGUUUACCAAGAUGGUCAGUAGGUUGCACAGUGUUCACUUAUAUCAUUGGCUGUGUCUAAUGACUUGUGUUAGGGUCUCACAAAAUCCUUGGCUUUACUUUAAGUAGAGAUGCUCUCAGGUGAAUGGAAAGAGGAUGAUGCUUUUCUUAACUGCACAAAAGAGAUCCUAUUUUACCAGUAUCUGAAAAGUAGCAUGUUGUUUUUAGGUUAUUUUUUCGUUGUUCUUUGGUACUAACUCACUAGACGGAUAUGGUUUAGUGGUAUAAACUCCUGGAUGUAUCGUAAAAGUUCUCGAUAAAAGGAUUAUGAACUUCUUCAGCCGAUAUGGUUGACUUAAUAAGCUAAUUGCCACGGGAAACGAAGCAGUUGUUUGGAAUUGCUUUUUACGAAUCGUUCCAGUCAAAUCAAAAAUUGAGGGUAGUUAUAGUAGAUCUUAGUGGUAAAAGGUUUCAAACAACCUAUCUGUCGUAGCUGCUGAAGGAACAACUCAGUACUUUUUCAACUCAGAUCCUUCACAAUGGACUGCUUUGAGCGGGUGAUUAAAUGUCUUAUUUGUGGUCAUUUCUCUCAGCAGCAGUGAGGCGCCUUGGCUUGGGUCGAUAAAUUAACGAUUUAUUAACCUCAUCGUCUCCCCUUUCUCUCAGCUUUGCGUAUAUCGGAUAGAGGCGUUUAGGCUGGCUGAAUACUCCUACGAAAGUGUGUGUUUAAUUGUAAUAAAGAAUUCUUUAUUGA